Messenger RNA from Nanorana parkeri, 1592 nucleotides. It is a transcript of the gene GPR19, whose product is annotated as G protein-coupled receptor 19. The coding region runs from base 176 to 1423 and encodes 415 amino acids. Gene Ontology annotation, molecular function: G protein-coupled receptor activity. Gene Ontology annotation, cellular component: plasma membrane. The record is from RefSeq and is a predicted model, not a curated record. Gene Ontology annotation, biological process: G protein-coupled receptor signaling pathway. NCBI's taxonomy places the organism in Eukaryota, Metazoa, Chordata, Amphibia, Anura, Dicroglossidae. The transcript is spliced from 2 exons.
UGGGUCAGCCCUGAUCUUUGUUGCAGUGAGCUCGGUGUGCAGAUUCAGGUCUCGUUGGCUGUGUGAUGGAUCAUUGGAGAGGAGGGGGGGAUGCAGCUGCAGGGGUUAAUCCGACAUCAGGAGGAGGAUGACAUGAUACAUUGUAUCAUACAGGCUCCUAAAGUAUCCUCUGAAGAUGGUGUUUGCUCAUGGAAUGGAUGCACGGAGAUCUCAUCCCAUCCUGCCCACGGUACUCUAUCUGAUGCCAAAUAACAGUGUAACCACUUGCCCCAUGUCAGCUGGAGAGCCAUGGAUUCCUGGCAUUUUUAAAGAUGGCACUACAGGAAAGAGGAACAGUACGGUGCCAGGCCAGUUGCUCCUUCCUGGUGAAAUAGCUGCAGCUGGUCUAGUUUUUGGCCUUAUAUGGAUCUUGUCAGUGUUUGGCAAUGCCUUGGUGUGUCUCGUCAUCCAUCGAAGUCGCCGGACUCAAUCAACGACAAACUAUUUUGUUGUCUCUCUAGCAUGUGCGGACUUACUUCUCAGCCUGGGUAGUGCCCCAUUUACAUUGAUACAAGUCACCUCUGGCCGGUGGGCAUUGGGCAGUGCCAUGUGCAAACUGGCACGUUAUUUUCACUACCUGACCCCUGGAGUCCAGGUUUAUGUUCUCCUGUCCAUCUGUCUUGACCGUUUCUACACCAUCCUGUAUCCAUUAAGCUUCAAAGUCUCAAGGGAAAAAGCCAAAAGGAUGAUAGUGGCGUCGUGGAUUUUUGAUGCCGCCUUUGUCUUACCAGCUUUCUUCUUUUAUGACAGCGUGGACGGACACUGCAACUUUUUCCCUCCCCCAUCCUGGGACGGGGCAGUUUACGGAGUGGCCCACCUCUUAGUGGGCUUCCUUGUGCCAUCUGCCCUAAUAAUUCUCUUUUACCAAAAGGUGGUUAAAUACAUUUGGCGCAUCGGCACAGACCGGCUCAGUGUCAGACGGACCAUGAACAUUGUGCCCAGGACCAAAGUCAAAACCAUCAAAAUGUUCCUCAUGCUCAACACCAUCUUCUUGGUGUCCUGGCUGCCGUUUUAUGUUGUGCAGCUGUGGCACCCAGAUGAGAAUGACAGGCGGCAGUGCUGCCUGGCGUACUUGGCGGUCUCCUGGCUCUCUUUUGGUUCCUCGGCCGCCAAGCCAACAUUGUACUCUGUAUACAACGCCAACUUUCGGCGAGGCAUGAAAGAGACUUUUUGCAUGUCUUCCAUGAAGUGUUAUCGGAGCAAUGCCUACACUAUCACCACCUGCUCCCGCAUGGCUAAAAGGAAUUAUGUUGGCAUCUGCGAAAUGCCCAUCCCAGGCAAAACCACCAUAAAGGAAUCGGUGUACGACUCUUUUGACCGCGAAGCCAAGGAGAAAAAACUGGCCUGGCCCAUCGACUCCAAUCCUCCAAAUACUUUUGUGUGAUUUGGAUGCUGAACAAAAUUAAAAAAAACGUAAACCACCGAUCUGUAGUUUAUCGGACACUCCACCAAUACAUGGUAAAAGCGUCUGCCUAACGAAAGGAGUUUGUUUUAGAGACUCAAGAAUGUUGUCACUCCUGUUUAUUUGGAAACGCACCGACUUUCAUGACGUG